GAUUAGCACUUGGCUACUACCCUAAAGUUUGGUGGUUCAAACCCAUCCAGUGGCACUGUGAAAGAAAGGCCUGGCAAUCUGUUUCCAUAAAGAUUACAGUCAAGAAAACUCUAUGGAAUCAGGUGGACACUUGAGACUGUGUUGGCAUCUCCUGUCUGGAGGGAAGAUAGGAGGGUAGAGAGGGUUAGAAACUGGCAAAAUUGUCACGAAAGGAGAGACUGGAAGGGCUGACUCAUUGUGGGAGAGUAAGUGGGAGUAUGGAGUAAGGUGUAUGUAAGCUUUUAUGUGACAGACUGACUUGAUUUGUAAACGUUCACUUAAAGCUCAAUAAAAAUUAUAAAAAAAAAAAAAAAAGAAAACUCUAUGGAGCAGAGUUCUACUGUGUAACACAUGGAGUCGCCAUGAGUCGGAAUUGACUAGAUGGCAAGGGGUUUGACUUUGGGUUUACAAGUGGGUGAAAGUAAAGCAGAGGAAGCCCCUGGUGACCUGAAAAUGGGGGAGGCCAGAUGGGAACAAUUGGGUCCCAUUUCCCAUUUCCUAGGUCUUUAUCUAAAAGGAAGAGAAGCUUGGAGGUGAUAGGUGAGAGGUCCCCCAAGUCCUAGGUUCCUUUCAGAUCACAGCAGUUAGGGAAAUGUUUUCGGUGUUUUGGGCUUCUUCUCACUCCAGCGUGCUCUGUUCCAGGCAUGGGUGGCCUCAGGCUCGUCAUGAUGCCAGUUGCACUGCUUCUUUGCUACCUCCCGCUGCAUGUGGUAGAUGCCAUUUCAUAUGGAACCCAGACAAAGGCCUCGAUGCGCCUUACCUCCUUGGGAUCCCAGCCACCCUCCUCAGACUUCUUGUUCUGCCAGCUACUGCUCCCGAAGUCCCUGCCUGGCUUCACCCACAUGGCCCCUCUGCCCAGGUUCCUGAUAGGCCUGGCACUGAGGAAUGCCCUCGAGGAGGCUGGCUGCCAGACUUAUGCCUGGACUGUGGAGCGUCAGCUCUACCGCCUGGGAGGUGUGAAAGCCACACAGCUCCUCAACCGCCAUCUCCAAGGGCUCCAGAAAGGCGGAAGCAUACAGGGUGAGGCAUCAGUGGAGGCCCUAAUCUCUGCUCUGCAGCUACUGGCCAGGGAGCAGCCAGGCCCAGACAGAGCCCGGCGCUUCCUCUCCACUGAGGACUGUGAGCAGGAGCAGGAGCAGAGUGUGCAAAGUGUACUCCGCUGGUUGCCAAUGGUGGGAACCUACUACAACCUGGGUUCAGCUUUGUACUAUGCUGCUCAGAACUGCUUGGAAAAGGCCAAGGAACGAGGCCAAGAUGGAGCCAUAGACCUGGGUUAUGACCUUCUGGUGACCAUGGCAGGGCUAUCAGGGGGCCCAGCAGGACUGUUGAUCAGCUCUGCACUUAAGCCUGCAGUGAAGGUUGGGGUUGAGAGGUUGAUCCAGUAUUACUAUGAGAAAGAGACAAACACCCCCCAACCAGAGACUAGAGAAAAGUUUAGUGGGCAUCACAGAUAUGAGUGGUCUGGUGGGUGGACAACAACUAUGGCCUCAGAGGUGUCAGAGGUAGUUAAGUUCAGUUUCCCAUGGGAGGUGGGGCCCACUCAAGAUCCAUUACUUAGACGCUGAGGCUGGGAGUCUUGGGCUAUAAGAAGGUUGUAGACACAGAAGAAAGGGGCCCUGGUGGGGCAAUGAUAACUAAAAGGUUGGCGGUUGUAACUCACCCAGUGGCUCGUGGGAUCUGCUUUCCUAAAGAUUACAGCCAAGAAAACCCUCUGGGGCAGUUCUACUCUAUCACAUGGGGGUCACUGUGAGUCAAGAAUCAACUGGAAG
Molecule: messenger RNA, 1808 nt
Organism: Loxodonta africana (African savanna elephant)
Lineage: Eukaryota; Metazoa; Chordata; Mammalia; Proboscidea; Elephantidae
Gene: APOF
Product: apolipoprotein F
Exons: 1
Coding region: 684-1604 (306 amino acids)
Biological process (GO): cholesterol metabolic process
Source: RefSeq, a predicted model, not a curated record